AUGAAGUACUCCGUCGCUGCUAUCGUCGCCGCCGCCGCCACUGGCGCCAUGGCUGGUGCUCACCACAACGGCACUGUCGUCACCGAGGUCGUUGACGUCUUCGUCACCUACUGCCCUGAGCCCACCGAGAUCACCCAGGGUACCAAGACCUACACGGUCACCGAGCCCACCACUCUGACCAUCACCGACUGCCCUUGCACCAUCACCAAGCCCGUGAUCCCCACCAGCACUGUCGUCUGCCACGACUGCCCUCCCCACCAGAACACCACCGUUCCCCACGUUCCUGGUGUUCCCGAGCCCACCGUCUCCCUCCCUACCACCCCCGAGGAGCCCGAGACCCCUGAGGAGCCCGAGACUCCUGAGGAGCCUGAGGUCACCCCCGUCCCUGGCGCCGCUGCCAAGGUCGCUGGCCUCUCCGGCCUGGCCGGUCUCGCCGGUAUUGCCGCCUUCUUCCUGUAA
This is a messenger RNA of Emericellopsis cladophorae, 459 nucleotides long. RefSeq names its product Clock-controlled protein-like protein. The record is from RefSeq and is a predicted model, not a curated record. NCBI's taxonomy places the organism in Eukaryota, Fungi, Ascomycota, Sordariomycetes, Hypocreales, Bionectriaceae. Gene Ontology annotation, cellular component: fungal-type cell wall. Gene Ontology annotation, biological process: fungal-type cell wall organization. Gene Ontology annotation, molecular function: structural constituent of cell wall. The transcript has 2 exons. Bases 1 to 459 code for a protein of 152 amino acids.